Molecule: messenger RNA, 3061 nt
Organism: Crotalus tigris (Tiger rattlesnake)
Lineage: Eukaryota; Metazoa; Chordata; Lepidosauria; Squamata; Viperidae
Gene: SYT17
Product: synaptotagmin 17
Exons: 8
Coding region: 598-2037 (479 amino acids)
Biological process (GO): cellular response to calcium ion; regulation of calcium ion-dependent exocytosis; regulation of dopamine secretion
Cellular component (GO): membrane
Molecular function (GO): syntaxin binding; phosphatidylserine binding; calcium-dependent phospholipid binding
Source: RefSeq, a predicted model, not a curated record
UUCACCAUCAGAGGCUAUAGUCAAGUCUACAUUCCCAUGCUGGUAUAGAGGGGGAUCUGGUAGUAAAUGUACAGGGAUCUGGGAGCAGAUCGGCAGCUGCUGAAGCCAACGAGCAGGGUGGCCACGCCCCUGGCCUGGGAUUUGCACCACCCCAAGGGCUGGGUGUGAUCUUCCAGCAACAGGAGGUCUUCCUGUAAUAGGGACAGCCCCCUGACUAAAACCUUUUAUUGGGGCAAAAAUCAGCUCUCCCUUCCUCUUUUAAUUUUUUUUUUUUUAAAGCAAAGAUUGGAACGGCUACAGCAGAACAGGCCCAGGGAGGUUUUUCCUUUCUCUAGGUGUGAUCUGAAUGGAGAGUCCUCUCCCCCCCCUCCACCGUGGGGGGGAUUGUGAGGAGGCACCCCAGAAAUAUUGUUGACGGGUGUUGUUGCUUCUGAGCGCAUGGGAGAGGAUGCAAAGGCAGAGAGAGGAGCAUGCUCACUCAUGCAAGCAGCAUUUGCCCAAGCCAGAACAGUUGUGUUUUAUCCAUCCACAAUUUCUCUCCUUCUUCCUCCUCCUCUUCCUCUUCCUCCUCCUUCUCCCUGAGAUCCAUCUCUCUAGAUGUCUGCUGCGUUUGAAGGAGCUGGAAUUUUGGAACCGAUAAAUGAGGGCCUGUUGUCUAGAAUCUCGGAUCUUUUGCUGUGCAGAUGGACCUGUCGCAACUGUUGUCAGAAGUGCUACGAGUGCAGCUGUUGCCAGUCCAACGAAGACGAGGUGGAAAUCCUGGGGCCUUUUCCAGCUCAAACCCCUCCCUGGUUGCUAAGCAAUCGAAGUGAAGACAAAAAUGGCAACACGGAUAACGCAACGGGUGAACCAUCCCCAAUCCCUCAGAAUGUUUCACUGGACAGAAGACGGUCGUCCACGGAUACCUCCCGUUCCACUUACAGCCUUACAAGACGAAUUUCAAGUCUAGAGCUGAGGAGACCAAGUUCUCCCCUGGUUGACAUUAAGCCCAUCGAGUUUGGAAUUCUAGGCUCCAAAAAGGAGAUUGUCCAGCCCAGCAUCCUGCGGAAAACCUACACUCCGGAUGAGUAUUUUAGGAAAUUCGAGCCAGGACUGUAUUCUCUUGAUUCAAAUAGCGACGAUCUGGAUUCCUUGACGGACGAAGAGAUCUUAGCCAAGUAUCAGCUGGGGAAGCUCCAUUUUAGCACUCAGUACGAUCUCUUGCACAACUAUCUCAUUGUCCGGGUCAUUGAAGCCAAGGACCUGCCUCCCCCCAUCUCCUACGAUGGCGCCAGGCAAGACAUGGCCCACUCAAACCCCUAUGUGAAGAUCUGUCUCCUUCCCGACCAGAAGAACUCAAAGCAGACGGGGGUCAAGCGCAAGACCCAGAACCCCAUCUUUGAAGAGAGGUACAUGUUCGACAUCCCGUUUUUGGAAGCUCAGAGGAGGACUCUGCUCUUGACCGUGGUGGAUUUCGACAAAUUUUCACGCCACUGUGUCAUCGGGAAGGUGUCCAUGCCGCUGAGUGAGGUGGACCUGGUGAAGGGCGGCCACUGGUGGAAAGCGCUGGUGCCCAGUUCUCAGAACGAAGUUGAGCUGGGAGAGCUUUUGCUCUCAUUAAACUACCUUCCCAGUGCGGGGAGACUCAAUGUGGACAUAAUUAGAGCAAAGCAGUUACUGCAGACUGAUAUGAGCCAAGGGUCAGAUCCUUUUGUGAAAAUCCAGCUUGUUCAUGGGUUAAAAUUAGCCAAGACAAAGAAGACCUCCUGUAUGAAGGCCACCAUUGAUCCUUUCUACAACGAGUCCUUCAGCUUCAAGGUGGCACAAGAAGAACUUGAAAAUACUAGCCUGGUUUUCACAGUCUACGGCCACAAUGUGAAAAGCAGCAACGACUUCAUCGGGAGAAUUGUCAUUGGCCAGUAUUCGACAGGUUCCUCAGAGUCUAAGCACUGGCGACGGAUGCUCACCUCCCACCGUACCGCCAUUGAGCAGUGGCACAGCCUCCGCUCGCGAGCCGAGUGUGACCGAGUCUCGCCAGCUUCCCUGGAGGUGACGUGAGCCACCAAUGCUGCUCCAGAGGCCCGUCAGACCAGUCCCCUCCAUGCACGCUGUAUACAAGUUCAUUGCCUUUGGAUUGACCAUCCACAACCGUUGGCAGCGCAAUGUUUGCCAUUGAUCACUGAGUGUUGGUCAUCUUCAAGUCUCACCUGCAGUUUUAGUUGUCUCAGGUUAUCCAAGAUGCUCUUGUCGUUGUUGAGGAAGCCUGGGCUUUUGGAAAGAUGUCCAUGGUUUGAAGGCCUCCUUUGAUUGCCACCCGGCAUUAGCCAUUAGGACAGAUCAUUAGCCAUACAAAACGCUGGGAUACAUUGACAUUUUUCUGUCCUUAUUGCUCCACCAUAACUCUCCAUUCCUACGGUCCGUUGUCUUAGACAAUGUCAAUUCCCCCAUGUGCUCUCUUUGGUGAAUGUCUGGUGAACCAGCUAGAAGCUCUGACAGUAUUUUAGCAGUAGAGUGUAGGGAGAAGUCUGUGGUGUCUAAAUCCCGUCUUUUGUUCUUGUGGUGGCUUAACAAAAUAUCAUGUGUGCUUCUGUGUCUUGAAUGGUCCACAUGGAUGAGGGUCAGGGGAGGCCACAAGCUCUUUCCCCCACAACCAUGCUUGUUUGUCCCACAUGUUAUCUGAUGGAUCCCACAGCCAGAGUGGACCACCGCAGGGUCAAGAAUGGGUUUGCCACAUGGACUCCACAGGGGAACCGCUAUAGGUUGGAAGCAAGGAGAGGGCCGUGGGUGAUGAAGAUGUGGAAGACAUCAAUCUGUGACUUGGAAAAAAUGUAUUUCAUACCUGCCUCUCAACUGCACAUCUUUGACCAUGAGUGAGCUGGCAUGAAAAGCUUGUGAAGAAUUCUGGACAAUGGUUUAUUUUUUUAACCAUCUAUCUUUCUUGAACCUCUGGCACUUGAGUUUCAAAAGCCUCUGUGAGUCGAUCUUUACUCUCCCAUCUUUGGAUCUUAAUGUAAUUAGCUGCUUCAGGGCUUCAGCUUACGAUGAGCUUUUGAUUGUUGGAACAAUAAAAAAGUGGCUUAAA